This is a messenger RNA of Cutaneotrichosporon cavernicola, 1245 nucleotides long. RefSeq lists its product as uncharacterized. Gene Ontology annotation, biological process: glucan catabolic process. Bases 1 to 1245 code for a protein of 414 amino acids. The transcript has 2 exons. Gene Ontology annotation, molecular function: hydrolase activity, hydrolyzing O-glycosyl compounds. The record is from RefSeq and is a predicted model, not a curated record. Lineage: Eukaryota; Fungi; Basidiomycota; Tremellomycetes; Trichosporonales; Trichosporonaceae.
AUGUACCACUCGGUUGUUCUCUUCGCCGUCCUGGCCUCGAUCGUCCAGGGCGCCACUCUCCCCUUCAUGUUCCGCCGCGCCGGGUUGGUUUCUCAGCCAGCCCUCGCCCAGCGUGACGCCGACGACAGCCCUGCCUCUUCUCAGCGCCUGGUGCGCCGCCGCAGGCAGUGGGGCGGUGACGAUGGAAGCUGGAACGCUGACAAGUGGGGCUGGAAGGGCGAUGGUUCGAAGCCCAGCAACAGCAACAACAACGCGCCAACCCAGUCGUCAACUCCACCUACCGAGAACUCUGGACCAUGGCAGCACGUCGACACCAUCCAGGGCGCCAACUUCUUCGACUCCAAGUACUGGAACUGGUGGCAGUGGGACGACCCGACCCACGGAGACGUGCGGUACGUCGACUCCGGCGUCGCAUGGGACAACGGCCUCGUCUCGGUCAACUCGGCGGGCCGUGCAAUCAUGCGCGUCGAGACUACCGAAAAGGUUGAUCGUGCACGCAUGUCGGUCCGCAUCCACAACAACCGCGUCUGGACGGGCGGCAUGGUCAUGAUGGACGCCGUUCACAUGCCCGUUGGAUGCGGCACUUGGCCAGCCUGGUGGCAGAACGGACCCAACUGGCCCGAGGGCGGCGAGAUCGACAUUCUCGAGGGUGUCAACGCCUUCACCAAGAACCAGGUUUCGCUGCACUCUGGCCGCGGGUGCACCAUGCCCAACAACCUUGAGAACAACCAGCUCGGCAAGAUGACGACUGGCGGCUUUGAUUCGUUUGACUGCUCGUCGGCCAACACGGGAAACCAGGGCUGCGGCGUGCACGACCAGUCGACGCAGUCGUAUGGUGACGGCUUCAACGAGAUCGGUGGCGGCGUCUACGUCCUCGCCUGGCAGAAGUCGGGUAUCACCGCCUGGUUCCACCCCCGUUACAACAUCCCUGCCGACAUUACGAACAACAACCCCAACCCCGCGAACUGGGGCACUCCGGUGGCUCACUUCCCCUCGUCUUCGUGCAGCCCCUACCAGUUUUUCUACGACCACUUCAACAUCUUUGACACGACGCUCUGUGGCGACUGGGCCGGUGCCGACUCUGUCUGGCACCAGUCCGGCUACGCCGGCCAGGACCGGAGCUGCGCGGCUAUUACCGGCUACAACUCGUGCAUCGACUAUGUCCGCAACAACGGACACGCGUUCAACAACGCGUUCUGGGAGGUCAACUACAUCAAGUACUUCAACUCGACCGAGCUUGUCUAA